AUGGCGAAAAAGGGAAAGAAGUCGGCCAAGGAGCCACAAGAGGAUGUCCAAAGUGAAGAAGAGGACUGGGAAUCUGGAUCCAAGAAAGUGAACGCAAAAAAAUCCGAAAAAGAUGCAAAAAAAGCAGAGGAAUUACGUAAGAAGCAGGAGCGGGAGGCUCUUUUAAAACAAGAAGAGGAAUUGAUCUCUGCGAAGGCCAAAAAGUCUGGCAAGAAUGCCAAAAAUGCCUCGAAGAAGGGAGGCAUUGAUGACGCGUUUAAUGACUUUAAUAAGGCAUCCACAAUUGAUGCUUCGGGUAUUUCAGACGCACUAGGUGCAUUGGACUUACUAAAAUCCGAUGCUGGUGUUUCUCAGGCUGACAUUGAUAGACAUCCCGAGAGACGGGUCAAGGCAGCUUAUGCUGCUUUUCAAGAACGUCGCAUACCCGAACUGAAGUUGGAAAACCCCGGGCUCCGUAAACAACAGCUGGAGAAUCUUUGCUACAAGGAAUUUCAAAAGUCCCCUGAAAAUCCUAUGAACGGGAUCACUAAUGUAAGCUACAAUGCUAAGGAAGACGAAAUUCAAAACCUCAAGUUCAACGUUAAGAAACAAAAGGAAAAGAAAUAUCAGCGCUAG
This is a messenger RNA of Komagataella phaffii GS115, 615 nucleotides long. RefSeq lists its product as hypothetical. Gene Ontology annotation, molecular function: transcription coactivator activity. The transcript has a single exon. Gene Ontology annotation, cellular component: nucleus. The record is from RefSeq and is a predicted model, not a curated record. Lineage: Eukaryota; Fungi; Ascomycota; Pichiomycetes; Pichiales; Pichiaceae. Gene Ontology annotation, biological process: transcription by RNA polymerase II. The coding region runs from base 1 to 615 and encodes 204 amino acids.